Messenger RNA from Pipra filicauda (Wire-tailed manakin), 1279 nucleotides. RefSeq names its product interleukin 15 (gene IL15). The record is from RefSeq and is a predicted model, not a curated record. Gene Ontology annotation, biological process: immune response; positive regulation of immune response; positive regulation of tyrosine phosphorylation of STAT protein. Gene Ontology annotation, molecular function: cytokine activity; cytokine receptor binding. Lineage: Eukaryota; Metazoa; Chordata; Aves; Passeriformes; Pipridae. Gene Ontology annotation, cellular component: extracellular region.
GUGGAGCAUUUGCUGCUGUCACUAGUGCAAACCUUAUCCUAACUUCUCUGUCAACUUGCUGCACAGCAUAACGAGACUUGUUCCACAAUGUAAUUUCCUGAUAAAGAUUCUAUGCUUCUCUGAGUGAUGAUCCAGCAGGCAGGACGCUGGGGAUGGCACGGCCAGCACAAAACUGCUGAAGCACUGAGCAGGCUGGAGACUCAGAAAAUACACCCGAAAAGUAUUUGUCUGCAGUAUCAGCUGUGUCUUCUUCUGAACAGCCAUUUCUUUUGCCUUUUAAAGAAUGGGAUGGGACUAAUCAUCUUAUGUGCUUAUGUACCAAAGACAGAAGCAGGUCAUUGCAAGUGGGCAGAAGUUCUGAAAGACUUGGAGAAGAUCAAGACAUCCAAAGACAUUGAUGUCAGUUUAUAUACUGCAAACACAGAUGAGGAUGAAGAAUGCCAAGAACCUGUAAUGAGAUGCUUUUUCUUAGAGACAGAAGUGAUUAUUCAAGAAUGUCGUAUCAAAAAUUGUAGUGAAACACAGGAUGUAGUGAACAUAUGGAAAAAUGGAAAUGCAAGCUUAGAAAAUAAAAAGUUGAAUUCCACAACAUCGGCAAAAUGCAAAGAAUGUGAAGAAUAUGAAGAAAAAAGUUUUACAGAAUUUAUACAGAGUUUUGAAAAGGUUAUACAGAGGGACUGCAAACACUGACCAAAAGACACAAGUUGGGAAACAAGAUUCUUCCAUGAACAUUCUCAGAGAAAUUAGAUUAUCACCAACAAUAAACAGGAAAAAGAACAUAAUUUACAAUACUCAUGGCUAUCUCUUAAUAUAUUUAUUUCUACUGUGGUUUUCAGGUAAACCCAGUUACUUGUUCUACCAAAGAAUUCAAAGUCAAAAAUUAGAAUAUUUAUUUCUUCCUUGCCUUUUCUCCCUUUUGUACAAUGGUAGUAUAAGGGUAUUAAAAAUUUUCUUCAGUCUUCUUACAGAAGCUAAAGCUGGUGCUUGGUUCCUCUGUCCAAGGACAACAUGUUUUUUUACUUCAUUUAUUACCUCUGACACUGACACUACUGGGGUCAUUAUGGUAAUGACUACAGUUCCUUUAGCAAAUACCAAAGAUUUCAAUCUAAAUUUCAACCAAAACAGUGUUAAUUCCACUCUCUAAAUCAUGGAGCUGACCAAGGGUCUUACAUACUUUAAAAAAAAUACUAAAUUCUAGGUGGUAGAAAUCUUUCCUAUUGUAGCAGAGUUUGUAGCUUUGAUCUUCUUGUGGGAAAGAACUUUGAAGACAGGAAUCACU